Messenger RNA from Lycium barbarum (goji berry), 1610 nucleotides. Its product is annotated as phosphatidylinositol:ceramide inositolphosphotransferase 1-like. Gene Ontology annotation, cellular component: endoplasmic reticulum membrane; Golgi membrane; trans-Golgi network. The transcript is spliced from 12 exons. Gene Ontology annotation, biological process: ceramide biosynthetic process. Lineage: Eukaryota; Viridiplantae; Streptophyta; Magnoliopsida; Solanales; Solanaceae. The record is from RefSeq and is a predicted model, not a curated record. Gene Ontology annotation, molecular function: sphingomyelin synthase activity; inositol phosphoceramide synthase activity; ceramide cholinephosphotransferase activity. Bases 506 to 1438 code for a protein of 310 amino acids.
UCUCAAAAGCUGUGUAUUAUUUGUAAGCAAAAAAAUGUUUCCACCGUUUUUCUAAACUGUCGCUCCGUGUUCAACUCCUUAGCAGACAUACCAACACAAAUCCAAACACAUAACAAAAAGAGAGAAAAAAAAAAAAAAAAAAAAAACUUAGAAAAAUCACACAUAAGAAAAGUAGCAUUACCAAUUUCUAACUUUAGAGAGAGAAAAAAAAAAAAGGAAAAUCAAUCUGCAGGAAAUUUUAAAGAAAAAAAUAUUUCCUGUUAGACUGAUUUUCCUUCAACUUACCCACAUCUUUUAUUCCUUGUUAGCACUUAUUGCUUGUGCAAAAUUUGUUUUUUUUUUCUCUUGCAAUUUGAUUCCCUCUACAAUUUGGGUUUGUUUUAGCAUAUGAAUUAGAGGGUUUAAUUUGGGUUUUUAGGAAGAAUAAUGUUGGCAUUCAAUUUCAAAGUUGGUUUAUGAUGUAAUACAAAAGUUGUUAUUUACAUACAAAAAAAAAAAAAAAAAGAUGUCGUUUUACAUUGGUCGCGAGGCUUCUAAGCUAUGGAAGAGAAUUUGUACAGAGACAACAAUAGAGAUCAAUCUUCUUGCCCAAAAUUGGAAAUAUAUUCUUGGUGGUUUGAUAUUUCAGUACAUCCAUGGACUUGGUGCUCGUGGGGUUCAUUACUUACAUCGACCUGGACCAACACUUCAGGACGUUGGCUUCUUUUUUCUUCCGGAGCUUGGGGCAGACAAAGCUUACAUAAGUGAAACUGUAUUCACCACCAUUUUUCUAUCUUUUGUCUUGUGGACAUCCCAUCCUUUCAUUUUCAAGACCAAAAAGAUCUAUACGGUGUUGAUAUUGUGCAGGGUCCUGUCAUUCUUAGUAGCUUGUCAAUUUCUUCGGAUGAUAACAUUCUAUUCUACACAACUUCCCGGUCCAAAUUAUCACUGCCGUGAGGGUUCAAAGCUUGCCACACUUCCUCGGCCUAAUAGUGUUUUAGAAGUUCUACUACUUAAUUUUCCUCGGGGCAUGCUUUAUGGUUGUGGUGAUUUGAUAUUUUCAUCGCAUAUGAUAUUCUCUUUAGUCUUUGUCCGGACGUAUCAUAAAUAUGGCACACGAAGGUUUAUAAAGCAAUGUGCUUGGUUAGCUGUUAUUGCUCAGAGCUUUUUGAUUGUUGCAUCACGUAAACAUUACACUGUUGACGUUGUUGUGGCAUGGUACACUGUUAAUCUAGUAGUGUUCUUCAUUGACAAAAAAUUACCAGAAUUGCCUGACCGCGCUAUUGCAGCCUCGUUGCUACCAGUAAGCAAGGAUAACAAGACUAAAGAAGGGAAUCACAAACUUCUGAACGGAAAUUCCGGAGAUCCUGAAGACUGGAGGCCUAGAACCCAAAUCAACGGGAUGAUCAUGGAAGAUGGUAACGCGGUCCAUGUUGAAGCUUCGAUGAAUGGUGUAUAGACGAGAAAAUGCACAGAGGGACAUGAACUGAGCCGGAUUGAGGAACUGCUGAUUUCAUUGACUUUCGUUAACUUCCUCUCAUCGAUCGCUUAUGUGCUUCUUAGUGAUCCAUUUAUCCUUAACUAGAUGUUUGGAUUUGAAUCUAGUAAAUGAAUGACCUUUUUUUGAGGUG